Fraxinus pennsylvanica is the source of this 1290-nucleotide messenger RNA. Lineage: Eukaryota; Viridiplantae; Streptophyta; Magnoliopsida; Lamiales; Oleaceae. The record is from the annotation of a GenBank genome assembly.
AUGAAGCUAAAACGCCUAAUGCUCGCACUUUACCACCCUGGGAAUUUUUACCUUAUUCAUUUGGACAAUGGUGCCCCUCAGGUUGAGCAUCAAGAAAUUUCAAGAUUUGUGUCAAGUAAUCCUGUUUUUAGUGAAAUUGGGAAUGUUUGGGUUGUGAAGAAGGGUAACUUAGUCACUUACAGAGGCCCUACUAUGCUUGCUACAACUCUACAUGCAAUGUCUAUGCUUUUGAGGACUGCAAAUUGGGAUUGGUUCAUUAAUCUCAGUGCUUCUGAUUAUCCAUUAAUAACUCAAGAUGAUCUGAUCCAUGCCUUUUCUGACCUGCCUAGAGAUCUAAAUUUUGUACAGCACAGCAGCCGCUUGGGCUGGAAAAUGAACAAAAGAGGAAAACCAAUCAUAAUAGACCCUGGUUUGUACAGUGUAAAUAAAUCAGAGAUUUGGUGGGUUAUCAAGCAAAGAAGUCUGCCUACUGCUUUUAAGCUUUAUACAGGUUCAGCAUGGACAGUGUUGUCAAGAUCAUUUGCCGAAUACUGUGUGGUUGGGUGGGACAAUUUACCUAGGACCCUUCUUCUUUACUACACAAAUUUUGUGUCAUCCCCAGAGGGUUAUUUCCAGACAGUUAUUUGCAACUCCGAGGAUUACAAGAACACUACAGUGAACCAUGAUCUUCAUUACAUAACUUGGGACAACCCUCCAAAGCAGCAUCCCAGAUCACUUGGAUUGAGAGAUUACAGGAAAUUUGUCUUAAGCAACCGUCCAUUUGCCCGGAAAUUCAAGAAAAAUGAUGUAGUACUAAACAAGAUUGACCGUGAACUUCUCAAAAGAGGGUCGAGACAAUUUUCUUAUGGGGGAUGGUGUUCUAACGGUCAAGAUAUUCAAGAUAAAUGCUCGGAAUUGCAGAGUGAAAAAUAUGGUGUUCUAAGGCCUGAAGAUCCAAGAGUGGUUUCUCAAAGAAAUAAUUUCAUCAGGAAACUUGCAUCUACUGCUCCAAUUCAAUGCCUGAUGUUUAACAAGGGGAUACUGGAUGUUGGCCAGGAAGGGAAGAGGUAUGGCUUUGUUCAAUGUAGAAGAGAUCUCAAUGUUUUGGCUUGUGACAAAAGUUUGAACAAUUUGCUCGAUAAAAAUAUUCUGCAAUUUGGUGGCAAUUGGGCUUGGGAGUUUUCUAGCUUCGAUUGUAGCAUUUGGUAUGAGGAUGUGAAUUCCGCCUUUUCAGAUAGAAACCUUACCAAUGAAACAUCUUCAAUUGGUAAGUUGGUCUUGUGUCGGUCAUUGUUAUGGAUUAAGCUUUAA